UGGACUUCUCUCUCUCUAAGGGUGACCUGAGAUCACAUACAAAAAUGGUGAAGGCCGUCGCCGUCCUUAACAGCAGUGAAGGUGUUAGUGGCACCAUCCUCUUCACUCAAGAUGGAGAUGCUCCAACCACAGUUAAUGGAAAUAUUUCUGGCCUAAAACCUGGACUUCAUGGCUUCCAUGUCCAUGCCCUUGGUGAUACCACAAAUGGCUGCAUGUCAACAGGACCACAUUACAAUCCUGCUGGUAAGGAGCAUGGUGCUCCUGAAGAUGAGGUGCGUCAUGCUGGUGAUCUUGGUAACAUCACAGUUGGAGAAGAUGGUACUGCAUCUUUUACUAUUACCGACAAGCAGAUUCCUCUCACUGGUUCACAAUCCAUCAUUGGAAGAGCUGUUGUUGUUCAUGCUGAUCCUGAUGAUCUUGGAAAGGGAGGACAUGAGCUCAGUAAAAGCACUGGAAAUGCUGGCGGAAGGAUUGCUUGUGGUAUUAUUGGCCUCCAGGGUUAAUUGCUCCUACGGGGUGAAGAUUCAGCAACUAGCGGUGGUGGUCUUAGAAUAAAGUUUUAUUGGAGCGGCUGAGCCUUGUUUUCUAUGUAUUUAUCAUGUGACGCCUUUUGAAUUUUCAUAAUACAUUGACUUCAGUGUAUGUUGUACUAGUUUUUGCCGAUCAUUAACCAUAAAAAAAAUGCGGGCCGUUAGCUUUGCUGGUUUCUUAAA
Solanum verrucosum is the source of this 713-nucleotide messenger RNA. Its product is annotated as superoxide dismutase [Cu-Zn] 2. Gene Ontology annotation, molecular function: copper ion binding; superoxide dismutase activity. The transcript has 9 exons. NCBI's taxonomy places the organism in Eukaryota, Viridiplantae, Streptophyta, Magnoliopsida, Solanales, Solanaceae. The record is from RefSeq and is a predicted model, not a curated record. Gene Ontology annotation, biological process: removal of superoxide radicals. Bases 45 to 503 code for a protein of 152 amino acids.